GGAGGGCGCUCCCGGGAGGAAGGAAGGCAGGGGAAAGGAAGCUUGCAGCCAAGAUGGAGACAGCUAAUUGCUCCGGUGCGGUCGUGGGAAACGGGGACAUGGGGUCCCAGCGGGACCGCAGCCUGCUGCCUGAGCGGCUUCAGAGACGAGAUCAAGAGAGACAACUGGAGGUGGAAAGGCGGAAACAAAAGCGGCAGAACCAGGAGGUGGUGGAGGAGAAGAGUGACUUUUUCACUAGCGCCUUCGCUCGGGAGCGAGCAGCGGUGGAAGAGCUUCUGGAGGGCGGGGAGUCCGUCGAACGGCUGGAGGAGGCGGCCGCCCGGCUUCAGGGGCUGCAGAAACUUCUCAACGACUCGGUUUUGUUCCUGGCCGCCUACGAAGUGCGGCAGGGACAGGAGGCGCUAGCGCAGCUGCAGGCCGCCUUGGCCGACCGGCGCCUUCAGCUGCAGCCCAAGAAGCGCUUCGCUUUCAAGAGCCGGAGGAAGGACGCUGCUUUGGCCACCGAAGUAGACGCGGCUCCUGGCACCCAGGCGGCGGAAGGCAUCCUGGCCUCCGCGCCGUCCGUGAAGGAGGAGGGAGGCUUGGACUCCAGCUGGCUCUGCGGCUUCUCCAACCUGAAGUCCCAAGUCUUGGAGAAGAGAGCGGAGGAGUUGCACCAGCGAGACGUCGUUUUGACCGAACUGAGUAAUUGUACGAUCAAACUGUAUGGCAAUCCCAACACCCUGCGGCUGACCAAGGCCCGGAGCUGCACGUUGCUCUGCGGCCCGGUGUCCACUUCUGUGUUUCUGGAUGAUUGCAGUGAGUGCGUGCUGGCCGUGGCCUGCCAACAGCUCCGGGUACACACUACGAGAGACACCCGCAUCUUCCUGCAGGUGACCAGCAGGGCCAUCGUGGAGGACUGCAAAGGGAUUCAGUUCGCCCCUUACACCUGGAGCUACCCGGGGAUCGACACAGAUUUCGAGAGCUCUGGUUUAGAUAGGAGCAAAAAUAACUGGGACGACAUUGACGAUUUCAACUGGCUGGCCCGGGAUAUUGCCUCCCCAAACUGGAGUAUUCUUCCUGAAGAAGAGCGAACGAUCCAAUGGGACUAAGUAGUUGUUACUCUUCUACCAAAUUCUUCCCAUGUGGGACUGACUCCAACUAAUGGGACCCCAAAGUUUACUUAUAAUUUGUCACAUAGUGUAUGUUUUCAGUAUUUAAGACUUUAAAUGGUGAUAAGCUGCUUGUGAUUUUCAUUAAAUUCGCGACAGGAAUAACACUUUGAAUUAUUUGUGCUGUUUUGAUAGUGUCUAGGAGUUAUUAUUUGACUAUGACAGUUUGAAGCCAUAUGGGGAAAAGAGUGGUUCUGUUGCUUUUUGAUUUGUGGUAUUUAAAACUUAUUGCAUGAUAAAGUAGGCCUUCAAUAAAUACUUGUUUAAUAAACGAAUUCAGUAGGUCUCUGGUAGGAACCAAUUACUGUGGAAUUACGGUAUCAAACCUGUGCAAAGUACUGUUAAUGAGAACUUUAUUGAAUUGAAUGUUUGACCUCCAUAGGUAUUUCUCAGCAGGGUUCUCUUUGGAAAGGCUCCUCUUUGGUCUUCAGCUACAUAUUAGCUUGGGCUUCUGUAAUCCAGCUAGUCACUGACUUCUUUGGGUCCAGAAUUUUAUCUUGGACUCCCAGAGGCUCAUAAGUCUUCCCUACUGUAAAACCGAAAUAAUUAUAGCUACCAAUUUUUUGUGCAUUUCAAAUGUCAUUGACACAGUAUUAAGUACCUUACUCACAUACACUUAUUAAGUCCUCAAAAUCUUAUGAGGUAGGUUAUGUUAGCACUAUUUUUUGUUGUUUUUUUUAAUCCUCACCCAAGGACAUUUUUGCAUUUAUCUUCAGAUAGAGCAGGAGAGAGAGAGGGAGGAAGAG
Messenger RNA from Molossus molossus (Pallas's mastiff bat), 1897 nucleotides. RefSeq names its product tubulin folding cofactor C (gene TBCC). Gene Ontology annotation, molecular function: tubulin binding. The transcript has a single exon. Gene Ontology annotation, cellular component: cytoplasm. Gene Ontology annotation, biological process: post-chaperonin tubulin folding pathway; tubulin complex assembly. The coding region runs from base 54 to 1091 and encodes 345 amino acids. The record is from RefSeq and is a predicted model, not a curated record. Lineage: Eukaryota; Metazoa; Chordata; Mammalia; Chiroptera; Molossidae.